AUGGAUUUGGAACCGAUUGCCAUUCCCGAGAGAUCGGUGCGAGGACUUCGAGACAUUUCACCAUCAUCGUCGUCUCCCUCGUCCUGCCGUACCCUCUCACUCGACUCUCGCUCAUCUGCAUCAACAAAGCCAUCUUCAAGGGGGACCUCUCCUGCUCUCGAAAAAGAAAACAGCAGCAGUCCUCGGGGCAGAAGCAGACGCAACCCAAAGCAGACCACACCCUCCUGGAAUCUCAUGUUCCACCCACGAUCAUAUGAAGAGAUAUAUGCCGAACGGGCAUAUCUUACAACAUCACUCAAUGUGUAUUCAAUCAAGGUGAUGGAAUUGAUCAACCAGUACGCCCUGAUCGAAGAAGUGCUUCAAGCAAAAGAGCAUCCUGGGAAGGAGAGACGGAAGCUUCGCAAGCAAAUGAGCUUCAUCAAGGUCAAGUUGUCCGAGGCAUCUCGCCAGGAAAAGGCCAUUGUGAUGAGGCUGAGCGAGCUGCACAUGGAGCAACUGGGGAGAGAUGCCUGGGAUCAAAUACAGCAGCGCAGAAUGUUUUACUCGAAUUUUUCGUCCGAUGCGGCCAUGCCGUCAGCCUCUCUAGGGACGCCGCUCAGCGCAACAUCAAAGGAAUUUGUGCCAUCUGCCGGCCCACCAGUCUGUGCUGAAUGUUGUGCAUUAGAAGUGGAGAAGUCUCGGACCCUUGACACCGUGGUUGAGGCUAAGGAAGAGGGUGAUGACGAUGACGAGAGUCUCGAGGAAGAAGAAGAAGACGUCAUGACUGAGGCGGAGGGUCACACGGGGGAUGAAGAUUUGUGUAAUCAUGGAUUGGAGUACACAUACCAGGGCUACUCAGACUCUGAAAAUACCCAGCUGCGGCCGUCCCACCUCAUUGAGAGGCUGUCUUUAUGCGCAGAAAGACGAAACAGUCUCCCAAGUCUUUGUUCGGUUUGGCCCGUCGCUGAAAGCAGUGGCUGA
Molecule: messenger RNA, 960 nt
Organism: Trichoderma aggressivum f. europaeum
Lineage: Eukaryota; Fungi; Ascomycota; Sordariomycetes; Hypocreales; Hypocreaceae
Exons: 1
Coding region: 1-960 (319 amino acids)
Source: RefSeq, a predicted model, not a curated record